Molecule: messenger RNA, 1564 nt
Organism: Ciona intestinalis (vase tunicate)
Lineage: Eukaryota; Metazoa; Chordata; Ascidiacea; Phlebobranchia; Cionidae
Product: bcl-2-related ovarian killer protein
Biological process (GO): extrinsic apoptotic signaling pathway in absence of ligand; regulation of apoptotic process; intrinsic apoptotic signaling pathway in response to DNA damage
Cellular component (GO): mitochondrial outer membrane
Molecular function (GO): BH domain binding
Source: RefSeq, a predicted model, not a curated record
AUUACGAAUGUCUCAUAUUGUUUUGCAGUAUAGUAUACAACGUUAGUAUGAAUACAUUAUGACGUAAUAUACUAAUCGCGGAGUAUUUACGGUGUGACGUGGAGUGAAACAAUGACGUCAUACACUAGUGACGUCAACCACAAUUCUAUCUAUGAAACAGAGCGAAAAAACAAGCGGACUUUGCUGGCGGACAAUAUAAACUCGAUCAUGCGUGACAGUGUCACUUUUGUGACGUCAUCAAUCGCGGACCUGACGUCAUCAUGUGUCUCUCUUGGAGACGACUCGGUUUUUAACUCAACUUCGUACGAAGAGGACGUUCGGCUCACAACCGGCAUCUGUAGAGAUUAUAUUUGCUACCGACUGAAGCGUGACGGGUUCGGGGAACGAGUUACUGUGACUGAACAUGCGCCGGCACACAAUCAUAACCUUUCAAAUAAGAUAUUGAAUUUAGGUAGCGGUUUUGAGCGUAUGUUUCCGAAGAGUUUUCGGCAGAUUUCGCGACAAAUCGGAUACGUGUUCAGUUCAGAGGCGACCGUACGAAGAUUGUAUUUCAGAAUGGGCGUUCAUAUUAUGGGAGUUGUCGAAUGCAAUUAUACAUGGGGAAGAAUUUUGUCGCUUCUGGGGCUUGCUGGUGCUAUGGCUGUUGACUGCAUAUCUCAAGGACACCCAGAACUCGCUGAAUCGAUGAUUGGAAUCUCGAGUGAUUUUAUUCAAAGAAAUGCUCUUGAUUGGAUUAUAAAGCAUGGUGGUUGGGGUGGCUUGGUCGAUAACUUUUCCCCGAAACCUAUGAAAUCGUAUUGGUCAACACGGAAUAUUUUGAAAUGGAAUGGAGGUGUCACUCUCGCUGUAUUUAUUCUUCUCUUUGCACUAAUGCUGGCUAUUCUACCACGUUUAAAAACCAACGAUAACUAAGUUAUUGUAGGUUGGGGUAAGAUGGUUCAUGUUUUCAUUACUUUAUUCUCCCAUUUGGUAGUAAACAAAGAAUAUUUACAAAACUCUGUAACCGGAUUCUAACGACUCUAAAUGAGCAUUGUUAUAGUUGUUAAAAACACGAUUAGGAAAUAUGGGAUAUUAUGUGCUAAGUUUCCAUCUUACCCCACAGUAUUAUAUACAAUAUUAGAACACAUUUUUCACUGUGAGGUGUUUAUUUAGCGAUAUUCGAAUUCUGUAUGUGGUUUCUUCUUAUAAGUAAAGUUCUCAUUCAACCGAUUCGAGUUUUGCUGUGUCAUAAUUUGGUACAUUAGGAUGUUAAAACUACUUCACGAGUUUUAUGUUGUGCAUUCUGGUUUUUGAAGGCCAUAGCCGACCGCAGAAAAGUCUAGUUUUAAAUGAAUCGUUCAUUACACUUUACGAACUAACACGAAAGACCAUACAAUAACAUAUGGACAUUGUUUGGCGCAAAUCAGAAAUAAUUUUCAUUGCAGCAAUUUUAACUCCCACAUUAUGACGCAACUAAAUGCUAAAUGGCAUCAGCAUUACAUGUGUUCGUGUAUUACUUCCGUUGUGGUUCAAUAUAUAUAUCAAUAAAACGUGAAACCAAAGUCAUUUGGUUUCUGUUUGAAAA